Molecule: messenger RNA, 1990 nt
Organism: Drosophila kikkawai
Lineage: Eukaryota; Metazoa; Arthropoda; Insecta; Diptera; Drosophilidae
Gene: Tsp39D
Product: Tetraspanin 39D
Cellular component (GO): plasma membrane
Source: RefSeq, a predicted model, not a curated record
CAACACUGCAUAGUUGUUGUUCUGAUAAGAGCGCUAGCAAAUCAAACAAAAAUAACGGCGUCGUGCGUUCAAGCAGGUAUACACAACGGAAUUAAUAUUGUUUGCCGCACAGAGUUUAAGGAUAAUCAGUUUGUGGGAAAUUGUCUUCUGUGAAAGUGAGUUCCAAACAAGGCAAGCAGCAAGGAAAGUAACGAUUUUUGGAGCAUAAUGGCAUCCGGCGGCUUGGCAUGUGUCAAAUACUUGACAUUCUUUUGCAAUCUCCUGUUUGCGCUUACAGGACUUCUCAUCUUCUUGGUGGGUGGCAUGGUCCAACUGAACUAUGCCCACUAUUCGAAUUUCGUUAGCGAUCACAUCUGGACCGCACCCAUUAUUUUGAUGAUUGUCGGCGCCGCCGUGGCCAUCAUCUGCUUUUUGGGUUGCUGUGGCGCAUUGAAGGAGAGCAGCUGCAUGAUCCUUAGCUUUGCAAUUCUCGCUGUGGUCAUCUUUCUGUUUGAAAUCGGGUUGGGAGUUGCCGGCUAUGUGAAGCACACGGGACUGCAGCAACUAAUGGAGGGUCAAUUUAAUUCGACUAUGAAGCACUACAAGGAGCGUGAGGACUACCAGGAUGCAUGGGGCCUGCUGCAGACCGAGCUGGACUGUUGCGGCACCUACGGUUUCGCCGACUGGGAGGUAAUCUUUCCGAACAAGACCCUGCCACCGUCCUGCUGCUCCGUUAUCAAUCUGAACGUGGCGAAGGAGUGCACCGAGAUACAUGCCAACAAGCAGGGCUGCUUGCAAAAGCUUUUGGGCAUAUUGGACUCGAAGACCCUUAUCUUGGCGUCCGUGGUGCUGGCAGUAGCGGGUAUUCAGCUGCUCACCAUACUGUUCGCCUGCUGCCUGUAUCGUUCGUUUCGCCGGAGCUACGACCACGUUUAGAUUACGUAGCGAGGAUCCCGUCUGCCGCAUCUGAGCACCGGGUACCGGGCACCGGGAACACACCAAAACAAUUUUUGUAGUUUCGUAGUUGUCUCAAAAUCGAACACACAAUCACCAGCACUCAACCACGCAGAAAUCGAUUCACAACCAACUCAUGUGUCUCACUCGCCGCCCACUGAAGGCUGAUUAGUACUAUAUUAUCUACAAGAAUCUGGCAUUAAACAAAUAUUAGCAAGACAGAAUUGCAUGCCAGAAAACACAUAACAUAUAAUCUCAUUCCACUAUUUGUUAACCAUUAUGAAUAUGUCUUGAUUGGUUUCUGUUAAUUUUUAAGUUUAUAAAAUCGAAACUCAUCUGCCGACUAAUCGAGAACUUUGAUUAUAAUAUAAGAAUAUUACGUCAAAAUAUUAUUUACUCAUUCCCCAACAAAUGCCAACAUAUUUUGCCACCACACACACAUAUUCUCAAGCAUAUCACCUAUAUAUUCUCAUCAUAUACUGCAUACAUUUAACAAAGUGCCCUUUUGUAGCGAUUUUUAAACUAUACAUGUAACAUUUAAAACGCAUUUUUAGAAUAUAUAUGUAGGGGUGUGUGUGGCUUUUCCUCCCUCCAAAGAAUACCCACCAGUUGACUCAUUUCAAAGAAUUGGAUUAUCACCUAAAUUUUCAAUUGAUUACAGCUAAAAUAGCUGGUAGUAUCCGCACACACUUUACGGAAAUGUAUGUGUACCGCAGACAAAGAUUUAAGUCACUAAGCAUUCUCGAAAUGGAAAGUGCUUCAGAACGAAUUUACACUCUUGAGAUCGAAUAACCCAUCCUUACAUCAGAUCAUUCGUGCAUCUCUGAAUCUUGAGGCUUUAAUAAUGGACGAUCACAGAACUUAAUGAAUUGAAUCGAUAUUAUUACCUUAUUACACAGAGGCAUAUUAGCAAUAAAAACAUAUAUACACAAUUUUCUAAAACUGUAAAACUAAUUACUGAUAACUACAUUAUAUGUAUGCAUUUGAAAAUAUAUGUAUUUGUAUUCGUAUUUAAAUCUGUGUUAAAAAAAAAAACAAUGUGCAGCACUGAAAACCC